AUAAUAGGACUCCCGCAAAAUCGAAGUAUAUAAUUGAAAACAAAAAACACUAAAGAAAAUGGAGAGUAGCAGCAAAUCAUGUGCCAUACAUAUGAGAGAUAAAAAUGGCAAUCUUCUUGCACGCAACUCAGCGUGCUGUUUGGGUGUAACCAUAAAAUAUGGUCGAAAAAUAAAAAAAAUAUAUUUGGAGUUUUAAGGCAAAAUACAAAGUAGACAACUCAUAUUUUUUCCAGUCAUUCUCUUUCAAUGCUCUUUGUUCCCUACUCAUCUAACCAUCCAGCUGAGUAUUUAAUUUGAUUUAUCUUUUAUUGAUCAAAUUUAAUUAUUUUUGGGAAGGAGAAUAUCCAAGAAAUUAGAAAUAGAAAUACAGAAUCUUAACUGGAUGGCUAUGUUUACAGUUGGAGAUGACUUACGUGCCCUCACGGUAUGUGGUGGAAUGGAUAUGAUCGUCCUUCCGUUUUCUUAAUCAAAUGUCUCGGGUUGGAGUCCUGAAAAUAGAGAAAUUGCUUAUAGAGGAAUGCUUUUCCUUUAAAUGGACCCUACAAAUUGAUCCGACUAGUUUAGAUUCGGGCCACAUGAGAUUUUUUUUUUUUUAAGGGGGGCGCGCUUCCUAUCCUAAACUUUUCAUUUUACUUUUAAUCAUGACGCACUUGUAAUCAUAAAAAUAGAGUAAAUAAUGAAAAACACACAUAACCUAUAACUUUUUCACGAGUUUCACACCUCGACUAUCAGCUUCUCUCUUUUCUUAACUUGAAACUCGUGAAAAAGUGAUCGUUCACAUGUAUUUUUAACCAUUAUCUCACAUGUUAUUACAUGUUUGUGUCUGGUACAUCUGAUUUAGGCUGAAAAUCUUUUUUCCUUUCAAGUUCAGCACUUCAAAGCAUGACAAUAUCUUUCAAAUAUCUUAAUAUCCAUUUUUACUAAUUCCAACCUCUGAAUCUAGUCAAACAUUACUAUAUAUCUUUUGUCUUGUCAAACCCCUUAUUCCCUCCUCUCUUUUUCUCUAACUUUUAAUAUUUUAUAAUUAAUUUUAGUGUAACUAAAUGCCUUUAUGGAGCCCUCUUGGCACAAUAUUAUUCCUCUAUUUAAUAAAUCUCACAGCCAGCAUUAUAUACUCAAUUUUCUCUCUAUUUCUCUGCUUUUUGUCUUGUCUAUUAAAGAUCCAAAAAGAGAAAACUAUGGCAGAUAGUGUAAAAGCAAAUGAUAGUGUAAAAGCAGAAGAUCAACUUGUUGAAUUCAAAGAAGCCAUCAGUUUAUUUGACAAAGAUGGAGAUGGCUGCAUUACAGUAGAAGAAUUGGAAACAGUGAUAAGGUCAUUGGGUCAAAAUCCAACAGAGGAAGAACUAUGCCAUAUGAUUAGUGAAGUUGAUGCUGAUGAGAAUGGCACCAUGGAAUUCACCGAAUUCCUCAACCUCAUUUCCAAGAAAAUGAAGGAGAAUGAUUCAGAAGAGGAACUUAAAGAAGCUUUUAAGGUGUUUGAUAAUGACCAAAAUGGUUAUAUUUCAGCUAAUGAUUUAAGGCACGUGAUGAUUAACCUUGGGGAAAAACUAACAGAUGAAGAGGCUGACCAGAUGAUUAGAGAAGCAGAUUUGGAUGGAGAUGGUCAAGUCAACUUUGAUGACUUUGUUAAAAUGAUGACACUUGGAUAGAAAAAAAUUAUUCAUAUUUGUUCUUUUUACUAAGUAUCAUUUUAUAAUUAUUUGUUUUAUUGUAGUUAUUAACUAUAUGAUCAGUGUUGCAGCUAAGGAAUUAAUUGUAGGAUUAUUCGACUAUUAGACUCUGAAAAAUUUGUAAUCAAACGAUCCCUUAAUUAGUUUAUUUUUAUUUCCCACUC
Lycium ferocissimum is the source of this 1834-nucleotide messenger RNA. RefSeq names its product calmodulin-2-like. The record is from RefSeq and is a predicted model, not a curated record. The transcript is spliced from 4 exons. Bases 1044 to 1649 code for a protein of 201 amino acids. NCBI's taxonomy places the organism in Eukaryota, Viridiplantae, Streptophyta, Magnoliopsida, Solanales, Solanaceae. Gene Ontology annotation, molecular function: calcium ion binding; enzyme regulator activity.